UGGGACAUGUGCAGUGCAGGUGCAGCGAGCGGUGGGGCACGACGGUAAAAGCGCAUAGGCAGCGAGAAGAGCGUGCCGCUGCGGAAAAAGUUAUUGCGGCUCCACUCCAUCCGGGCCUGCUUCUCCAAGCCUAGUGUCAUGCAGGCAGCCAGGCAGCGCUCCUCCUCGUUUUAAACGCUCCGUCCUCUCUCCAUCACCUCUGCUCUCUGCUCUCGACUCGCACCGGCACCGCCGUCGCCGUCGCGUACACCCAGGCCAUCUCUACACCGGACGGGGACCCCUUCCGCCGCGCGCCUCCAGCUGUUUGAUUAUUAAAUUGGCGUAAACAGACGAAGUUGUCUCUCAUUUAGUGACAUUGACUCCGAGAUAUCUCUGAUGGGCUAUCUAAAUCUUAGAGGCUCUUUGCUUCCAUUGCUCUGUCUGCACCUGCUCCUGUCGCUGUUCGUCUCAUUAGCUACAGCAGACAUAGCCUCUGAGAAGCAAGCUCUCCUUGCUUUUUCCUCCGCAGUCUACCAUGGCAAGAAGCUCAACUGGGAUCAAAACAUCUCACUGUGCUCAUGGCAUGGUGUAACAUGCGCAGAGGAUCGGUCACAUGUAUUUGCCCUUAGGGUACCAGCUGCUGGGCUGAUUGGUGCAAUUCCUCCAAAUACUCUUGGCAAGCUUGUCUCCCUUCAGGUGUUAAGCCUGAGGUCUAAUCGGUUGCGCGGAAGCAUUCCUUCUGAUGUCAUCUCACUCCCUUCUUUACGUUCCAUAUUUCUUCAGCAUAAUGAACUGUCAGGAGAUUUGCCUUCCUUUUUUUCUCCAGGCCUCAUCACCCUUGAACUUUCCUACAACUCCUUUACAGGGCAAAUGCCUACAAGCUUGCAAAAUCUUACUCAGUUAUCUAUCCUGAAUUUGGCAGAAAAUUCUUUGUCUGGACCUAUUCCUGAUCUCAAACUUCCAAGCUUAAGACAAUUAAAUUUGAGCAAUAAUGAGCUGAAUGGCUCAAUUCCUCCCUUCCUCCAAGUAUUCUCAAAUAGUUCAUUCCUGGGGAACCCUGGACUGUGUGGGCCUCCUCUAGCUGAAUGCUCUGUUCUUCCUUCGCCGACACCCUCAUUACCACCGUCGCAAACAUUGCCACGACAUGGAAAGAAAGUGGCUACUGGAUAUAUAAUUGCGGCUGCUGUUGGAGGCUUUGCUGUAUUUCUGCUAGCUGCUGUGCUUUUCACUGUGUGCUUUUCAAAGAGGAAGGAUAGGAAAGAAGCGCGAGUGGAUUACAAGAGCAAGGGAGCCGAUGGUGUAAGGAUUGACAAGCAUAAAGCGGAUGUGAGCAGUGGUGUCCAAAUGGCUGCCAAGAACAAGUUGGUUUUCUUGGAGGGAUGCAGUUACAACUUUGACUUGGAAGACUUACUGAGAGCUUCCGCAGAAGUCCUUGGCAAGGGGAGCUAUGGAACCGCCUACAAAGCUUUACUCGAGGAUGGCACUAUAGUAGUUGUCAAGAGGCUCAAGGAUGUUGUGGCAGGGAAGAAAGAAUUUGAGCAGCAGAUGGAGCUUAUCGGUAGGGUAGGCAAACAUGCAAACCUCGUGCCCCUCCGUGCUUACUACUACUCGAAGGAUGAAAAGCUUGUGGUUUAUGAAUUUGUUACUACUGGCAGCUUUUCAGCCAUGCUACACGGCAUUAAGGGCAUUGUGGAGAAGACCCCAUUGGACUGGAAUACGAGGAUGAAGAUCAUACUUGGAACAGCACAGGGCAUUGCACACAUCCAUGCAGAAGGGGGCCCCAAGCUUGCUCAUGGCAACAUCAAGUCCACCAACGUGCUCCUCGAUCAAGACCACAACCCUCACGUCUCAGACUACGGGAUGAGCACUCUGAUGAGCCUCCCGAUCAACACCUCCCGGGUGGUGGUCGGCUACCGCGCCCCCGAAACCUAUGAGUCCAGGAAAUUCACCCACAAGUCGGAUGUCUACAGCUUCGGCGUGCUCCUCAUGGAGAUGCUGACCGGAAAGGCCCCCCUCCAGUCGCAGGGGCAGGAGGACGUGAUCGACCUGCCCAGGUGGGUGCAUUCCGUGGUCCGGGAGGAGUGGACCGCCGAGGUGUUCGACGUCGCGCUGAUGAAGUACCACAACAUCGAGGAUGAGCUGGUGCAGAUGCUGCAGCUGGCCAUGGCCUGCACGUCGCGGUCCCCGGACCGGCGCCCCACCAUGGCAGAGGUGAUCAGGAUGAUCGAGGACCUCCGGCAGUUCACCGCUUCUGAGAGCCGCGCCUCUUCCAAUGAAAACCCCAGGGACUCCAACCCUCCAUCGGCGUAAACGCUGGCUCUGGCUGGCUUGUUCGUCCAGAAGCAGCUCAAGCACUGACUUGUAUUCAUGAACAAGUGUUGUAUCCUUAUAACUGUUCCAAUAUUCAACGCGUGCAUGUUAAUUAGUAGUCUCUUUAACAUGUAAUCCUAAUACAUUGCCUCUGCUCGUGGGCAUCAGACAUUGUUGUGUCAAUUGACGACAUCGAUUAUCUUCUA
This is a messenger RNA of Aegilops tauschii subsp. strangulata, 2495 nucleotides long. Its product is annotated as probable inactive receptor kinase At5g58300. Gene Ontology annotation, biological process: protein phosphorylation. Gene Ontology annotation, molecular function: protein binding; ATP binding; protein kinase activity. NCBI's taxonomy places the organism in Eukaryota, Viridiplantae, Streptophyta, Magnoliopsida, Poales, Poaceae. The record is from RefSeq and is a predicted model, not a curated record.